GGGGUCCUGGAUCGCGCUCGCCGAGCCGGAGUUUGUGUCAGGUGCGGGCUGUGAGUGCGGUGUGAAAGGACCCAUUGCCGCGCAGCCCUCCAGCCCCCAGACCCAAGAUGACUCGCUAUCGUUAAAGUUAAAGAAGCCGCAGGGUUUGCGAAGGUUUUCACUCGCCACUGAGGAAGCCCAAGAGAAAAGGACCAUGAGGACGCUGCCCCUGAGAUGCUGCUGCUGGCUGCUGUCAUUGGCUCUCUGCGCCAUAAGUCGAGGGGAGAAGGCAGGGGCAAACAAUGGAGAUGGCCAGGCUGCAUCCACACCUGUAGGGACCCUGCCUCGCUUCCAGAUUGAGCCAGAGGAUUCCUACAUUGUGAAGAACAACCCCAUCAAGCUGCGCUGCAAAGCCAUGCCUGCCAUGCAGAUCUUCUUCAAGUGCAAUGGAGACUGGGUGCAUCAGGACGAACACAUGCUGGAAGAAGAUGUGGAUGAGCACACAGGGCUGGACGUUCGGGAGGUCCUGAUCAAUGUAUCUCGGCAGCAAGUGGAAGAUUUCCACGGCCCGGAAGAUUACUGGUGCCUCUGCGUGGCAUGGAGUGAGCUGGGGACGACGAAGAGCAGAAAAGCGACGGUCCGGAUAGCAUAUCUGAGGAAAAACUUUGAACAGGAUCCACAGGCAAAAGAGGUACCUCUCGAAGGGAAGAUUAUUCUGCACUGUCGUCCUCCUGAGGGAGUUCCCUCUGCCAAGGUCGAAUGGUUGAAGAACGAAGAGGUGAUUGAUCCUCAGCACGACCCCAAUGUUUAUACCACCGCAGAGCACAGUCUGGUCAUCGAGCAAGCACACCUCUCUGAUUCAGGCAACUACACCUGCAUUGCCUCCAAUGUGGUUGCCAGGCGACGAAGCACUGUCGCCAUGCUGACGGUGUUUGUCAAUGGUGCCUGGUCAACUUGGACUGAAUGGUCACCUUGCAGCAUCCACUGCGGCCGAGGAUGGCAAAAACGAACCCGCACCUGUACCAACCCAGCACCGCUCAACGGGGGAUCCUUUUGCGACGGGACCUCAGUCCAGAAGAUUGUCUGCUCCUCCCUUUGCCCAGUGGACGGAGGCUGGGAACCCUGGAACAGGUGGUCAGCAUGCUCCCCCGAGUGUGAACACCAGAGGGUCCGCGCUUGUGUGGCUCCUGAGCCGAAGUACGGUGGGAAGUUCUGUGAGGGAGUGGGGCAGGAAUCGGAGAACUGUACCGAAGGCUUGUGCGUUCAGAACCAGCCACCAGUGCAGGAGGUGCAACCUCAAAGUAUUGAGACCAACAGUGACGUGGCGUUAUACUCUGGACUUGGGGCAGCAGUGAUCGCAGUCGCUAUGCUUGUGGUGGGCAUCACACUGUACAGGAGAAGUCAAAGUGAAUAUGGUGUUGAUGUUAUUGACUCUUCAGCUCUUACUGGGGGCUUCCAGUCCUUCAACUUCAAGACAGUCAGACAGGGUAAUUCCUUGCUCCUGAACCCAUCGAUGCACCCUGACUUGACAGUGAGCAGGACUUACAGUGGACCCAUCUGUUUCCAGGAACCAAUGGACAAGGACCUCAUGACCCAGUCACCCCUGUUCGACUCUCUGCCAGGGAUCAAGGUUAAAGUACAGAGCUCGUUAAUGGUUUCCCUCGGGGUUGCAGACGGAGUGGAGUAUCAGGGAAGGGUGCCAUCCCGGACUUACCCACGUAACAGCAGGGUUGUUGACAAAAUGCACGCAAGAAGCAAUGCGUCGAGCUCUCAGCAUCUCCCUGCCGCUGUCAUAAGGGCUGAGGACAAGACAAGCAGUAUAUUCGGAUGCCUCGGAGGAUGCCUGGUGGGACCAUCCAAAGGAGUCCGCUUAAUGGUUCCUUUGGGAUCAAUUCCUGAGGGGAACUCAUGGGAAAUGUACAUUGCAGUCAAUCAAGGUGAAACUAGCCUGCAGCCUGAAGGAGCUGAGGUUCUUCUGAGUCCUGAGGUUACCUGUGGACCGCCAGGUUUAGCCUUAUCCAAUCCAGUUGCUCUGACGAUCCCUCACUGUGCGAUGGUGUGUCCAGACCACUGGAGCAUAAAGCUGAAGAGGCAGAUCCUGACAGGAAAAUGGGAGGAAGUGAUGUCGCUUGAAGAUGAGACCACAUCCUGUUACUGCCUGCUGGACCCCCGCUCCUGCCAUAUCCUACUAGAGCAACUUGGAACCUAUGCCCUGGUGGGUGAGGCCCUCACAGGCUGUGCUGAGAAAAGGUUGAAGCUUGCCAUAUUUGGGCAUUUGUCCUGCAGUUCUCUGGAAUACAAUUUCCGAGUGUAUUGCAUGGAUGAUAUUCCAAGUACUCUACAGGAGGUGAUGACAGAAGAGAGGAACCAGGGCGGACACUUGUUGGAUGAGCCCAGGACGAUACAUUUCAAAGCAAACUCAUAUGGCCUUCAAAUCUCCCUACUCGAUGUGCCCCAGUUCUUGUGGAGAGUAAAACCACUGACACUGUUUCAGCAGGAAAUUGCCUUUUCCCAAAUAUGGAGCAGGAAGCAGCAACCCCUGCCAUGUGCCUUCAGAGUGGAAAGAUUCAACUCAGCAACAAGUCAGCUCUCCUGUAAGAUCUGUGUCCGACAGCUCAAAGGUGAUGAGCAGAUCUUUCACGUCAAUACCUCCAUCCUUGAGGGCGAGAGAGAAGCUGUUCACCUCUGCGCACAGGUUGCAAGUGGUGUGGCCAAUUUAACAGGCCCCAAACCGUUUAAGAUCCCAUAUUCCAUCAGACAGAAAAUCUGUUCCACAUUCGACAUUCCCAGUGCGACAGGCAAGGACUGGCGGCUGUUAGCGCAGAAGCUGCACAUUGACAGGAACCUGAGCUACUUUGCAAUAAAGAACAGCCCAGCCAGCACCAUCCUGGAUAUAUGGGAGGCACAGCAUCAAAACGACAGGGACCUUGACUCCUUAGCCAGCGCCCUGGAGGAGAUAGGCAGGAUCCAGUGUCCCAGCUCAACAACACCCGAAGGUGACAGCGACGAAGCAGACUACAACUAUGGCGGAUGAAUGCGACCCUUGCGCGGCCAAGCCCAGCUGCCCAUUGGUUCUGCUCCCCCUGAGCAAGCUCUGCUCAGUCACAAUAUAGGAAAGAUUUCUCAGGAAAUGCUAAUGGUUUACUGUCCAAAUCUUUGGAUGUGUAUGUAAAUAGAAUUUCUUUGUAAAUAUUCCCAAUAGGGGUGCACCAAUUAUAAAUCAUUAGAUGAACCAAUCCUCAGUUUGUUGGCCUGUUGCAAUCAGCGUACAUAUGUCAACUGGUAGGUUCCUCACAGUGUUUCUCUGCCCAGUAUUACUCCAUGGGAAAUCCAGCAGAGAUCUCAUAAGCACAUAAGGUGCUGCUCUCUGUGCCUGCACAGGUGAAUUCAAGUCAAAGCAGCCCACUUGGCUGGCGACCCAUCCACCUUCCUAACUAUUCAACUUCAAAGUCGAGUUUACUGUCAUAUGCACAAGUACAUGUGUGCACAGGUGCAAUGAAAAACUUACUUGCAGCAGCAUCGCAGGCACAUGGCAUCAGAUAGGCAGCAUUCACAAGAAAAACAUAAAUUAAGCAUAAAUUGUACACAAUUUUUACAAGAAAGAACAGAUUUAGAACAAAAAAGAGUCAAUUUUAGUGCAUAGUGGUCAUAGUGUUGUAAGUGAUUAGGGUUGUGCCGGUUGGUUCAAGAACCAAAUGGUUGAAGGGAAGUAGCUGUUCUUGAACCUGGUCGUGUGGGGACUUCAGGCUUCUGUACCUCCUGCCCGAUGGUAGCUGCGAGAAGGUGGCAUGGCCCAGGUGGUGAGGAUCUUUGAUGAUGGAUGUUGCCUUCAUUCUUUCAUCACCAGCCGCAGUGCGUUCCAUCUACAAAAUGCACCACAGUUACUGGCAGAGGCUACUCUGACCACACCUGCCUAAUUCCUGACUUCUACCACCUAGAAGGACCAAAGCACAUGGAGCAGGCUCAUGUGAACACCAAUGCCCCCAUAGGUGCCCUCACACGCAGGCUUGGAAAUGCAUUACCAUUUCUUAAUCAUCACUGGGUCUAAACCCUGGAAACCUCCAAGCAGCAGUACUUUGAGAGUGUGUUUAUACAUGGGCUACAAAAGGGCAGCUCGAUCCCAACUUCACAAGAGCAGGCAGGGUUGGGCAAUAAAUAUUGACCUUGCCAACGAGUCCAUAUCCAGUAUAUAAAUAAUUUUUUACAAAAAUAUGUUACCUUAUUUACUCAGAAUUUACCCAGGAGUGUCUCUUCUCACCAAUCCCUACAAGCCCUAACCUCUUUCCUCUUCAAAGGGAUGAGGAAUAGCCCAUUAAUUCCCAUCAGAAUGAAGCAGCUCUGCAGCUUCCCAAGAAAAUGGAAUCUAUGCUUUACCAACGGAGGACACCCUUCACUACUGGCCUGUAAGAUAAGAUAAGAUAUCUUUAUUAGUCACAUGUACAUCGAAACACACAGUGAAAUGCAUCUUUUGCAUAGAAUGUUCUGGGGGCAGCCCGCAAGUGUCGCCACGCUUCCGGCACCAGCAUAGCAUGCCCACAACUUCCUAACCUGUACAUCUUUGGAAUGUGGGAGGAAACCAGAGCACCCGGAGGAAACCCAUGCAGAUACGGGGAGAACGUACAAACUCCUUACAGACAGCGGCCGGAAUUGAACCCGGGUCGCUGGCGCUGUAAUAGCGUUAUGCUAACCGCUACACUACCGUGCACAUGCUUUGGAAUGAACACACCAAUCAUUGCAAUAACUACGCACCGACACAGCAGACGAAUCUAAAGCCAAAGGCAUGGGUUUAAGGUGAGAAGUAAGAGGCUUAGAGGGGAUUGAGGAAGAAUCUUUUCACCCAAAUGCUGGUCAGAAUCUGGAACACUGCCUGAGGGACGGUGGAAGCAGAGACUGUCACAACAUUUAAGAAGCAUCUAAACAAGCACUUGAAUUGAAAAGGUAUAGAAGGUUACGCACCAAGCACUAGUAAAUGGGAUCAGAAUAAAUCAGGAGUGAUGGACAGAAUGGGCCAUAGGGACUGUUUCUGUUCUGUGUGACUCUGUGACUCUAACCUCAAUCAGUGGUGCCCCUAGGUUGCAUUCAGUUUAUGUUGAAGCAUACUUUUCAGUAAGCCAUUAGCUGAGGCUUUAAAAUAAGUGUUGAAGAUACACAACAGAAUUGUAAAGUCUACUUCCUCCAGGUAUGGUGAACUGUUCUCAGAGCCUGGUGACCUCCUGACCAAGGGUCCACUUAAAAGUCUUUUCACUCUUUCAUUUCACAAUACUGGAAAACAUGUUUAAUACUUGAAGCAUGUUUUUGCACAUGGUUCUGACCUACAAGUUUUGCGACCCAAUUUGUAAUACAUUUUUUUGUUAAACAGUCCCUUCCAUCUGAGACACCGAAGCCAGUAGAACAAGGUGUGAUGCCAGCUUGAACUAAACCAGUCUUAAGGCCUUCACUUUCAUGUCAAGCGCUUGUUUGAUUGGUAGACAAAAUAAUUGUUGCACCUUUAUAAUGAAGUAAAUGUUCCAUUCUCCUCUCGCUCCUGAAUAGUGCUGUACACAUACAUCUGGCGUGAAUGUUCUUGCUGCAUUCUUGAUGGAUUUUGUAAGCUAUUUACUAAUGCCCCCAUUCUGCCAGCAACCAGCAAAGACUGAUUUCUCUUGAAAUCCACAUUUUCCCAAAUUGGUGGAUCCUUGUGUGUUUACUUUUGCGUACAAAUCAUUA
This is a messenger RNA of Pristis pectinata (smalltooth sawfish), 5685 nucleotides long. RefSeq names its product netrin receptor UNC5D-like. The transcript has 17 exons. Gene Ontology annotation, molecular function: protein binding; netrin receptor activity. Gene Ontology annotation, biological process: netrin-activated signaling pathway. The coding region runs from base 194 to 3013 and encodes 939 amino acids. NCBI's taxonomy places the organism in Eukaryota, Metazoa, Chordata, Chondrichthyes, Rhinopristiformes, Pristidae. Gene Ontology annotation, cellular component: membrane. The record is from RefSeq and is a predicted model, not a curated record.